AUGCCACCACCCUCACCCAGCGACAACGACGCCCAAACCGCCGACGCCGCCGACGCCCUGGCCUCCGUCCUGCACAUCCUCGACCGCUUCCACCACCGCCACAGGAACCAGCAUCGCGUCGCAAAGUGGUGGGUGCAGUUCACCCUGCUGCGCCGCGCCCUGCGCCGCCUCGACGCCGCCAUCCUCGCCCACCAACGCCGUCUGCGCACCUCCUCCUCCUCCUCCUCCUCCUCCUCCUCCUCCUCCUCCUCCUCCUUCGCGGCGGCGGCCGCCCGCGCCCGCCUGCCCAAGAACAAGAACAAGAGCACCGACAACGGGGGACCCAGGCCCAGUCGACGAGCGCCGACCGCCCUCGCCACCACCGAGGCCGCCGUCACGGCCCACGCCCGCUGGCUCGUCCUCCACGUCAUCUCCCCCGCCUACCUCGCCUUCACCCAGCUCGCCGCCGACGGCCAGCACGCGCCCCUCGGCCUGCUCCUCGUCGCCCUGACCGCCCGCCUCGACGCCCGCCUCGCGCCCCUGAACCCGACCCCGAGGUCCCCCGACGCUGCUGCCGCUGCUGCUGCUACUGCUGCUGCUGCCGUCGUCCGCGUCGCGUCCGCGUCGAAGCCCGCCCCCGAGUCCAACGGGGACCUCGACCUCGGCGUCGCCGUGGCGCGCCCGCCGCUCGCGCCCGACGUCGGCCAUGACGUCCGUCGUGACGCCGACAGUGACGCCGACCCUCUCGACAGCCGCACAUCGCCGCCUCGCCUGUCACCGACAUUGUCACCACGCAGAAGAGACCCCCCUGCAGCAACCGCACAGCUCCCCCUCUCCUCCUCCUCCUCGGAACCUCUGCUCAACCCAAUACCCAAAUCCAAAUCCAAAUCCACAUCCAAACCCACAUCCAAACCUCACCCCUCCGUAUCCAAACCAGUCGAGCCCAAGAAGAAGAAGAAGAAACCCAAAGGCGGCGACGAGUUUGCAGACCUCUUCAGCUCCCUCUUAUAA
Verticillium nonalfalfae is the source of this 990-nucleotide messenger RNA. RefSeq lists its product as uncharacterized. NCBI's taxonomy places the organism in Eukaryota, Fungi, Ascomycota, Sordariomycetes, Glomerellales, Plectosphaerellaceae. Gene Ontology annotation, biological process: maturation of 5.8S rRNA from tricistronic rRNA transcript (SSU-rRNA, 5.8S rRNA, LSU-rRNA); nuclear-transcribed mRNA catabolic process, RNase MRP-dependent. Gene Ontology annotation, cellular component: ribonuclease MRP complex. Gene Ontology annotation, molecular function: rRNA primary transcript binding. The transcript has a single exon. The coding region runs from base 1 to 990 and encodes 329 amino acids. The record is from RefSeq and is a predicted model, not a curated record.